Messenger RNA from Scomber scombrus (Atlantic mackerel), 2237 nucleotides. RefSeq names its product complement component 1, q subcomponent-like 3b (gene c1ql3b). The coding region runs from base 1 to 801 and encodes 266 amino acids. The record is from RefSeq and is a predicted model, not a curated record. The transcript has 2 exons. NCBI's taxonomy places the organism in Eukaryota, Metazoa, Chordata, Actinopteri, Scombriformes, Scombridae. Gene Ontology annotation, molecular function: protein binding.
AUGAUCGCAACUGGUGUUUGUGGCGUCGCGCUGGUGCUGGUGUUGGUGGUUCUUAUACCGGUCGUGGUGAACUCCGCCGGGACUCCUGCCCGCUACGAGAUGCUCGGGUCCUGCCAAAUGGUUUGUGACUCCCACGGGACCACAGCCACGGCCGCGGCCAAGACGACCAACCCGAUCAAAGACAACCGUCUGGUUCAGUCGCUUCCAACGUUCAUCCAAGGUCCUCAAGGAGAGCCGGGACGCGUGGGGAGGAUGGGUCCCAGGGGCCCGAUUGGCGAGCCCGGGCCGCCUGGACCUUUUGGUCCGCCCGGAGAGAGAGGGGCACCUGGUCCUCCGGGUCCACCCGGUACACCCGGAAUAAAUGGACCCACCGGUGCCAUCAGCGCCGCCACCUACAACACUAUCCCAAAGAUUGCAUUUUAUGCAGGACUGAAAAAGCAACAUGAGGGAUAUGAAGUGCUAAAAUUCGACGACGUAGUCACAAAUCUCGGCAAUCACUAUGACCCCUCAACAGGGAAAUUCACCUGUUCAAUACCAGGGAUUUACUUCUUUGUUUACCACGUGUUGAUGCGAGGCGGGGAUGGAACCAGCAUGUGGGCCGACCUCUGUAAAAACAACCAGGUGAGAGCCAGCGCCAUCGCCCAAGACGCCGACCAGAACUACGACUAUGCCAGCAACAGUGUAGUUUUACAUCUCGAGCCCGGAGACGAGAUUUACAUCAAGUUGGACGGCGGAAAGGCGCACGGGGGCAACAACAACAAGUACAGCACCUUCUCUGGCUUCAUGUUGUACGCUGAUUGAAACAAGGGAAACAUCCGCUCUGCAUAUACUUUGCUUCACUGCUCAUCCUCGAUUCAAUGUCAGUUGGAUUAUUAGAGACAGUGUUCACCAUUUUCCAUAUUGCAAACGAAUCAAGAUGCUGAGGAAGUCAUGCGUAAAAAGAAAAUAACUGUACAGUGUAAUUACAGAAUUACAAUGAGUUUUAAUGUAUACAGCUAUGAACUGUACUCCUGUCGGCUUGAUUAGUGUCGCUACUGCACCCUGAAUUAACUGUUCUGCAUUACAUAUUAAGUUUGCUGAUAUGUCAAACAUACUGUAGCUGCUGUUGUAACACAUACUAAGUGUUGAUUCAUUGUAUUGACCUGUAGCACUCAAUUAUACAAGGUAAAGUUAUAUGCACAUAUUCACCAAUCUCUUUACAAUGUUGUUAAUCCAUAUUGGUGCUUUAAUUUAAAAAAAAAAAAAAAAGGUACCUGUUGCAUUUUGAGUGAAAAUGUUAAAAGAUGUAAGUGAUGCAUGAUUAUAAAAGCUGACAUUUUAACUCUGCACAGCGUAAAAACACUUUAAAGAGAAAAUAAUUCUGUAAAUGUGUUGACGCACUGUCACAAAAUGAUCACUGUAACUCAUUUUUCUUGUCUGUCUCAAUAUGACAGCUGGUUGGAGCGACAGGGUAGUUUGGUGGUUAGUCACCAUCAUAAAACUGGACAGUCACACUGACAGCAACAUUCACUUGAACUGGAUGACAGACAUCGAUCCGCCUGCUAUUUGUUGAGCCACUCUAGGUAUGAUUGUCAGCUAGAAUGUAAAAUAUGAUGUUAAAUUAAAUCCCCUGGCUUUACUUCCUAAUCGUCUCGGAAGAUUAAUCAAAAGUUACAGUUUUUCAUGGUGCACAGUCAGCUGUGGCGAUCACGCCAUUGAUCAUGGUGUGAAGUCACCCUGUGAAGCCACCUGUUUCCCAGAUGAGAGGAGAAUGUGUCCUUCAUCUGGGCCUCCACUAGACACCCACUGAGGGGCAACAGGACAACUCAUCUAACACAGCCGCAUUGUGUCGAGAGCAGAGCGGCAUACUGAUUACAAACACACUCAUUAUUUUCCUUCCAUGUUUGCAGAACUGUCACUUACAAAUACAAAGAAAGCAGCCACUACAUUGACAUUGAAAAAUCAAUUAGCACCACUGUAGACAAAACCUCAAGAGUGAGGAAAAUAUUUGCCUUCGAUUGUAUUCAUAUUUAUGUGGACAAACAAAAGCUUUUUUUUUGUUGUUGUUGCCAAAACAAGACAGCUAAUGAGAGGCACUGUGAUCCUGCAAGGCUCCUUUAUAUAAUUAGCUUACAAAGUGAAUCAUGUGUAAUCCCAAAUAUAAAAUCAAGCUUGAACCUGUUCAAGUCAGUCUCCAGAAAAACUUUUCUUUUAAGUCAAACGACAACCUGUAAUUACUUUUCAUUCAAAGCUAAUUA